CAGAAAAACACCACAUCGCGAAGCAAGCUAGGAACGCGAAGCACCAUGUCUCCAUGGAUCUGCUGAUAGAGAAAAGACGGGUCGACUUUCGAGUCAGGCAAACAUGACCAAUGCAACUCGUACUGGACGGAAGUCACAUGUUUGUGACGAAUGUGGACAGGUCUUGUCCCGCCAGGAUCACCUUGAGCGUCAUCGGCUCACCGCCCAUACGCAACGUGACGGUGCUCAGGACUGCGCGUGUACAGAGUGCGGGCGGAAAUUCUCCAGGAGAGACGUCCUCCUCCGGCAUUAUCGUAUUCUCCAUGGCAUGCAGUGCCAGCCUCGGCCGAAAGGCCGUCCGCGAAAAGUAGCAGAGGCCAAGGAGAAAGUGACCGCCCCUGGACUUCAAGCUCAACAACAGGAGUCUGGACCACGUCGUAUACAUGAUGGCAACGUUAGCGAUAUUGAGGGAGCACAACAUGCCGACAACACAGUCAAUGCCAGCGAUAUCAAGAGAGCACACCAUGCUCACAAUACCGUUAAUGCCAACAUCAGUGCGGCCAUUGACCCGUCAACACAAGGUGACCCUAAUUGCUCAGAGCCUUUUCCCUCCCCUCGGACGCAAGUCGAAAAUAACAUGAUGUCCUCGACAGCAUUUGCUGAGUCGAACAACGCUUCGAUGCCGACAAACAGUACGCUUCUUGAACCUGAUUCCUCACCCGCAUUCGCGCCGACUCCCGCCUUGAUGGACAGUGGUCUCUUCUCAUUUGAUGCGUGGCCGGAACUUGCAGCCAAUGUCUCCUUGCUCGGAUGGAUGAAUGAAGAAGCCCAGACCUACAGCUCCUUCGACAUGCCAGAUAUCCACAUGGGCAACUUUUGCAUACAAGGGCUCAACGAUCAGUCCAGGUUGCCAUCUGCUCAAGACAGCACAAGUACGUGCUUCACUGGCGUGCCUCCGUUACAAACGGGGCCAACAGCAACAGAAUCCCACGGUGCCUGCAAUCCUCUUCCAGCGACACAAAGGGUCCAGCUGUCAUCGCCUUCAACAAGGUCCCAAAGCAGUGAGACUUCGCCUCUCCAAGAGAUAGCGGACUCUGUGCCCAUCGAAAAAGGCUCAGAGUCGAAUCCAUGGCCCUUCGAAUGGCACGCGUCAAAAGACGAUCAAAAGAUUACGCUCCCUGAGCUGUGUACGACAGGAUCCCCGUGGAGGAGAAAUGACCUGGGUGCGGCAAACUCCAGGACGGUACAAGGAGCCUCCCAGCUAUCUGGUGCCAGCGACGUGCUCGACGAGCGGAAACGUUCAAGCAUUGUCCAGUUGCUUAGUCUUCCAUUAUCCCGUAUACCUUGGCAAGAUGAUGUGAGCAUGUUGAGGACCUUGCCAGGCUCAGACAUCCUGCAUCAUUUAGUUGACCUAUACUUUUUACAUUUUCACGAGCUUUGGCCGAUCAUCCACCAACCCACAUUUGAAGUCUCGAAAGCCCCAACCAUUCAAGUACUUUCAAUGGCAUGCAUCGGGGCAUGCUACUCCGGGCUCGAAAAUUCCCUUGACUUUGCGGAUUCUUUAGCAGAAUUAUGUCGACGAACGUCUACUUGGAUGGCCGAGCAUGAUCCUCGCUUUCUCCGAUCCCCCUCUUACGGUAUCUCUCUCCUUCUCCAGCACAUCCAUGCCAUUGGUUCAGGGUCACGACGGCUGUUCGAGAUGACAGACUCCUCACGUUCUCGUCUUGUUAAUAUUGGACGUCAUAUGAACCAUUUCUGUACUAAUUUGCAUGCCCCUCGGUCCGAUCUGCCCUCCCGCACACUGGACAUCUAUGAAAGGUGGCUGGAAUGGGUCAGGAAGGAGCAAGUGUGCAGAUUAAUCUGGUUUAUAUUCGAAUUCGACUGCUUCUAUACAGCUUUUUCGAAGCAGGCCCCAUGCAUCAAGUUUGAAGAGCUUCCGCCGGACCUUCCUGCCGAGCAAGUACACUGGGAAGCACCGACGGCCUUUGCCUGGGCAUCUUGUCCGUAUCAAACAGCUCCGCGCAGUCUACCAACAACACAAACUCUUCACGGUAUGCUCGGCAAAGGAACAGACAUAGCCCUGUCUUUGAAGUCGGUUGAUCACUUGGGUAAGCGCUUGUUGACUCGUUGCCUGGGUCGAUGCCUGGAGUCCAUCCAAGAGCAAACGGAGUCAAGUGUAUACCACGUUCUAUGGGAAGACAAUGCUGGCCGCGCCGUCACUAGUGCCAAUAGGUCCUGGAUAUCAAGAUCGAUCAUGUCGGUAUACGAGAGCAGCUGGGACGACAAUUCACAGGGCUCGAAUCUACGAGUUUCUUUACGAAUAGCCAUUGCAGCCCACUACAGCCAUAUGUUCGCGGCAGGAAAGCUCACUGGUCUCAUUACCCGCGUGGCGCGCAAGAGGGCUGGUGAAAACGACAGCCUCCGGACCGGCAAUCUACUCAAUCCAUCCUCAGGUCUGGGGAAUUGUGGUAAAGCCACACCCCACGACGACUCAUUCAUCAAAGCAGCUUUCAAUGAAGAUCCGAAAGCUGUCAGAGAGAUGAUGUGGCAUGCAUCUCAAGUAUUUUACCUACAGCGCCGGCACCCUUUCAAUUCGCCACACGAGCCGCUAUCAGUGUUUCUUGCUGGAAUUUCAUUGUGGGCGUUCCUAAAGUACUUCAAUCCGGAGACAAAUGACGAUCAAAGCAGCACACGGGUGCAACUUGACGAACCCCCCUUCUGCAGUCGACCCGAGGCUCGAGAAGCUAUAAGAAAUUGGAUUGAGAGUGGUGGUAGAACCUAUCUCGAGGGUGUUGGAGACGUGCGCUCCCCGGACGCUCCACGACGGAUUCUCUCCUUGUGCAUUGACAUGACGAAGCGGCUGAAAGUCUGGAGAAUGGCUUCGAAGGUCUCGGACAUUUUCAUCCGCUUGCUACAACGUGAAGACCAAGAAUUCAACGACACGUUUGGCCUCGUUUAGAGGGAAGAGUCACCUUAUCACGCUAAUAUGAAUGCUUUCAACCUGGGUUCGCCAGGACCCUAGUCACAACGACCUCUUGAAUGCUGGGUUCAACAACAUUCGGGCCUUUGAAAGCAAGUAAUCUUGCGAACGCAAGACUGAACCCCGGGGCACUGGGUGACACUCAUUCAAGAGGUGGCCAGGCUUGCAUCAUACCAGAGGCGGCGCCGGUGACAAUUCCACUCAGUCCAAUCACAGGGGACGACAUCUUGCUUCCCGCAGAUCGAGAAGAUGAUUCAAGGUUUCCUGGCGAUGUGGAGGAAUCACUGAGUCCGCUACUCAUGCAAACAGGAACUCCGCUUGAUGGGAAAGACGGGGAGCACGGUAGGAGAUUUCGCAGAACCUCUCAUGUUCCACAUCAAUCAUGGGUGAGCAGAGCUGGGCUGCUCAAAACCUUCGACGAGGUCGGCAUCUUCCAACGCAUACGCAUCCAUCCAUGUUGAGGGCAUCGAUCUGGGUGCAAGUGUCGACUGAUCCCAGUUGGUACCGUCUGCGGAAUGAACCGAGAAAUAAGUGCCGGAUGACGCCCUAGCCUUAUUCUUGUCAAGCAUGAGCAGCGCUGCUUGCCAGGCUCUUGUAGCUUCCGCUGCUGCUGCUGCUGUUGUUGUUGUUGCUGAAGGCCAGAGACCUCCUGAAUUCUGUAGUGACACAGGUCGUCUGCUAAACCUGCGCUAUGUCCUGGACUAGCUCGUCACUGCAGAGAUCCCGACCGGGCGUUUGCAUGUAGGACAGAAACCUCGACAGGUGGUGAGCCAUUUCUCAAUGCAGUCGGCAUGAAACAGAUGGCAACAUUGCAAUUGGCGAAUCUGGGCGUCAUCUUCCACGGAAUCGUGACAAAUGACGCAGAGAGGGUAGCCCUCACAACCACCUCCCUCAUCCUUUUCAAAGUAUGGAGGCUUGGUGGGGAUCGAAUCCAUGCCCGCCACUGAGAUCGGCGCGCAGAGGAUUGCCGACUUCUCGGUAGGAACGAGAACCGCUGCCGGACAUGAGCAGUCCGCGUGGCUGGGUUGUAUACUCGAGGAUUCUUCUUGGUGAGCCGAAAGCCUUUCGUCGACGGAAGUGUUCUCUGAUCGUGGAAGUGUUUUCCACAUUCCAAACGUGAGGGGUGGUGCAACCUUGUCCAGCUCUUUGAUACGAAUCCUCCCUGUCUUGACUCUGCGCUCUACAUGAGCUUGCUGAACACGUCCAAUAAGGUCGCCUGGUCGUGUUUGGGUGCACUCUUCCUGAUUCCUCGGAGGACUCCUGAUCUGGCGUCGCCUCUUGUUGUAGAAGAUCCGGCUAGUCUUCAGUCAGCAUCAGCACGACAAUGGUGCGGCUCGAGGAUCACCGCCAUACAUGACAUUCAAGACGAAGAAGAUCAGGACCACGGCAACUAAGAACCAGAUGGCUGGACUAAGGCCGCCGUCAUCGGCAGGUUUCUGGUCAAGACUUGCGUUCCCAGUCGCAGUUGGCGCCAUACGUG
This is a messenger RNA of Exophiala xenobiotica, 4439 nucleotides long. RefSeq lists its product as uncharacterized. The transcript is spliced from 6 exons. Gene Ontology annotation, cellular component: chromatin. Lineage: Eukaryota; Fungi; Ascomycota; Eurotiomycetes; Chaetothyriales; Herpotrichiellaceae. Gene Ontology annotation, biological process: DNA-templated transcription; regulation of transcription by RNA polymerase II. The record is from RefSeq and is a predicted model, not a curated record. Gene Ontology annotation, molecular function: DNA-binding transcription factor activity, RNA polymerase II-specific; zinc ion binding; RNA polymerase II cis-regulatory region sequence-specific DNA binding. Bases 104 to 2938 code for a protein of 944 amino acids.